AUGGCCCUCCUAUCCAACGUUGUUUCGACCAUUCUGGUCCUCACCGCCACAGCUGUCCUGCUCCCAAAGCUGACAGGCGUUCUUCUCGGUCUUGUGUUCCGAGGAUUGGGCUGGUUGAUAUGGCGAAGAACGCGGUCUCGCCGCGAUUAUGUGGUCGCGCGGGCGCGAUCUGAGGAGGAAGAAUUACGCGCCUCACAGCCGAAGGUUUCGACUCAUUCACCAUCGCGGAAUGGUGCCGAAGAUGAGGACUGGGAGAAGGUGGACAGUUCAGGCCCGGGCGAGGUACAAAAGGCCGCCAACAGUGAAAACAGCGGCAGCACUGCUGGGGAAAGCAACCAGGGGUCAGAUAACUGGGAUGGCAUUAUUGGGUUCUUCCACCCAUUCUGCAAUGCUGGUGGAGGUGGUGAACGAGUCUUAUGGGAAGCAGUACGCGCAACGCAGAAGCGCUGGCCGAAAGCAAUCUGCGCUAUCUACACAGGUGACCACGAAGUCAACAAGGCUACGAUGCUAGAGCGGGUGGAACACCGAUUCAACAUUCACCUACACGCGCCAAAUGUUGUGCUUUUAUACCUGACGACACGCAAGUACGUUGUUAGCAGCUCAUAUCCUUACAUGACGCUGCUGGGGCAAUCACUGGGGUCACUGGUUGUCGCCUACGAUGCUUUCACGUUGCUCGUGCCGGAUGUUUUUGUUGACACCAUGGGUUAUGCCUUUACGCUGGCUCUUUGCAAAUGGCUUUUCCCAAAAGUGCCUGUCGGCGCCUAUGUUCAUUACCCGACUAUAUCAACCGAUAUGCUCGCCUCUCUUGACGACAAGACUGGGGUGCAGGGGAUCAACUCUGGUGCAGGGAAAGGAAUGAAAGGUAAGCUCAAGCGUCGGUACUGGCAGCUAUUUGCCAAGCUAUAUGGCUGGGUUGGCCGCCAGGUGGAUGUAGUGAUGUGCAACUCGUCUUGGACGGCAGCGCACAUUCGCACACUUUGGGGCACCGGCAACAAGAGCAGCAACACCAGCGGCGAUGGGACCGCAUCAUCGCCGGCUGUGGUGUUUCCCCCAACGGCAGUGACCGAAUUGCAAUCAAGUAUCGCCGUUGAUGCGGAGAGCGAAAAGACUCGCGAGCCAGUCGUGCUUUACAUCGCCCAAUUCCGGCCAGAGAAGAACCACCCGCUAGUCUUACGAUCCUUUGCACGGUUUCUACAAGAGCGAGCCAGCAACCCAACCUACGCAGAUCAACCUACUCCACGCCUUGUGCUUAUCGGGUCUGUCCGCCAUUCCAGCCCCGACGAGACCCACAUCUAUAAUCUCCGCCUCCUGGCACAUGAGCUCCGCAUCCGCGAUCAUACCACUUUCUUAUGCGAUGCCAGCUGGCCUGUUGUGCUGUCACAUCUUGGCACGGCUUCCGUUGGUGUCAAUGCCAUGUGGAAUGAACACUUCGGUAUUUGUGUCGUUGAGUAUCAGGCUGCUGGUCUCAUUUGCGUGACACAUGACUCCGGUGGUCCACGUGAAGACAUCGUUGUUGACCUAGGUGAUGGUGCGACUGGAUUCAGAGCUGAAACAGAGGAGCAGUUCGCUGCUUCUUUCGAGGCUGCUCUUGCUCUUCCUGAGGCGGAGAAGGUAGCUAUGCGACAGCGGGCUCGUCGUUCAGCUCAAAGAUUCACCGAAGAGGAGUUCUCCCGCAAAUGGCUGGGUCAAGUGCAAAAGCUUGUCAAGGCAUCGAAGACUCAAUUGUGA
Penicillium paradoxum is the source of this 1728-nucleotide messenger RNA. RefSeq names its product alpha-1,2-mannosyltransferase ALG11. Gene Ontology annotation, cellular component: endoplasmic reticulum membrane. The coding region runs from base 1 to 1728 and encodes 575 amino acids. Gene Ontology annotation, biological process: protein N-linked glycosylation. Gene Ontology annotation, molecular function: GDP-Man:Man(3)GlcNAc(2)-PP-Dol alpha-1,2-mannosyltransferase activity. The transcript has 2 exons. NCBI's taxonomy places the organism in Eukaryota, Fungi, Ascomycota, Eurotiomycetes, Eurotiales, Aspergillaceae. The record is from RefSeq and is a predicted model, not a curated record.